This is a messenger RNA of Falco peregrinus (peregrine falcon), 889 nucleotides long. It is a transcript of the gene EEF1AKMT4, whose product is annotated as EEF1A lysine methyltransferase 4. Bases 71 to 829 code for a protein of 252 amino acids. The record is from RefSeq and is a predicted model, not a curated record. The transcript has 3 exons. Lineage: Eukaryota; Metazoa; Chordata; Aves; Falconiformes; Falconidae. Gene Ontology annotation, molecular function: S-adenosylmethionine-dependent methyltransferase activity.
GGAAGUCGCACGUGGGGGCGCGGGCGGCACGUGGCACCCGGUGCUUACCCCCCCCGCCGCCCCGCCCGGUAUGGACCGGCGGCGCGCGCCCGCCGCUAACCGCCGCUACCGGCAGCGCCGCUUCUGGGACGCGCUGUACCGGCAGGAGGGCGCCGAGCCCCGGGAGUGGCUGGGGGGGCUGUCCCGCUUCCUCCCGCAGCUGGAGGCCGAGCUGCGCCCCGGUGACCGCAUCCUCGUCCUCGGCUGCGGCAACAGCGCCCUGAGCCACGACCUGCACGAGCUGGGCUACACCGACGUCACCAGCAUCGACUUCUCCCCGGCCUGCAUCGACACCAUGCGUGCCCGCUACGCCUGCUGCCCUGGCCUGCGCUGGGCCGUCAUGGACAUCCGUGCCCUGGCCUUUCCUGACGCCACCUUCGACGUGGUGCUGGAGAAGGGCACCCUUGACGUGCUGAUGGUGGAGGAGACCGACCCGUGGGACGUCUCACCCCAGGCAGCCGCCGCGAUGCACCGCGUGCUGGCAGAGGUGAGCCGGGUGCUGCGCCCGGGGGGCUGCUUCAUCUCCAUCACCUUUGCCCAGCCCCACUUCCGCAAGCCCCACUACGCCCAGGAGGCCUUCGGCUGGUCCCUGCGCCACACCGCCUGCGGGGACGGGGACACCGGCACCUUCCACUACUUUCUCUACAUCAUGCGCAAGGGGCAGCCCCUGGACCCCCACGACCUGGCCCUGGGGCGCCGGCUGCACCAGCCCCCCCCACCCCCUGCCCCCCCCCCACCCUCUGCUCCCCCAGAUGACGACGAGGACUAUCUCCUUGCCAUCCAGCUGUGACCCGGGGGGGCUUCCCCAGUGUCCCCCCACCCAAUAAAGCCUUAAGCUGCUCCACCCUCA